AUGGUCGCUUCCCCGUAUCGCCGCCUCCCAGUAUCGCCGCCUCCACGUCUCGCCGCUUCCACAUAUCGCCGCCUCCACGCCUCGCCGCCUCCCCGUCUCGCCACCUCCACGUCUCGCCGCCUCCAAGUCUCGCCACCUCCACGUCUCGCUGCCUCCACGUCUCGUCGCCUCAACGUAUCGUCUCUUCCCCGAAUCGUCGCUUCCCCGUAUCGCCGCCUCCACGUCUCGCCGCCUCCACGUCUCGCCGCCUCCACGUCUCGCCGCCUCCCUGUAUCGCCGCCUCCCCAUAUCGUCGCCUCCCCAUAUCGUCGCUUCCCCGUAUCGCCGCCUCCACGUAUCGCCGCCUCCACGUAUAGCCGCCUCCCCGUCUCGCCACCUCCCAGUAUCGCCGCCUCCACGUCUCGCCGCCUCCGCGUCUCGCCGCCUCCCCGUCUCGCCGCCUCCGCGUCUCGCCGCCUCCCCGUCUCGCCGCCUCCCCGUCUCGCCGCCUCCCCGUCUCGCCGCCUCCCCGUCUCGCCGCCUCCACGUAUCGCCGCCUCCACGUAUCGCCGCCUCCACGAGUCGCUCUAA
Molecule: messenger RNA, 570 nt
Organism: Schistocerca gregaria
Lineage: Eukaryota; Metazoa; Arthropoda; Insecta; Orthoptera; Acrididae
Exons: 2
Coding region: 1-570 (189 amino acids)
Source: RefSeq, a predicted model, not a curated record